Molecule: messenger RNA, 1531 nt
Organism: Coregonus sp. 'balchen'
Lineage: Eukaryota; Metazoa; Chordata; Actinopteri; Salmoniformes; Salmonidae
Source: the annotation of a GenBank genome assembly
GGUAGUGACAGUGGUCGGGUGGUGAAGACGGUCCAGGAGCGUUGGAGGGAGUCUCUGCUGGGCUGUUCCAGCCUGUCCCAGGUCUUCCUCCACCUCUCCACCCUGGAGCGCAGUGUCAUCUGGGCCAAGUCCCUGCUCAACGCCCGCUGUAAGGUCUGCCGCAGGAAGGGAGAUGCAGAGAACAUGCUGCUGUGUGACUGUUGCGACCGAGGACACCACAUCCACUGUGUCCGCCCGAAACUCAAGGUAGGAUGAAUGAUGCUUUUCUUCACACCUGGUCUAUGGAUGCCCCGUGUUUCCCCUCUGCUACCAAAAAAUUGGUAUGCAACCUUUCAAGGUUCAUUUGGGGACCCUGUUGUCUUUUCUUCAAAAGUAACCUGCUGAAAGAGUGUAGUUCCAGGUUGCCUGUAACCCUGCUGUCAACUGUACUGGUGUAAUCAUCUAAACCUGUAACCCUGCUGUCUACUGUGCCGGUGUAAUCUAAACCUGUAACCCUGCUGUCUACUGUACCGGUGUAAUCUAAACCUGUAACCCUGCUGUCAACUGUACCGGUGUAAUCAUCUAAACCUGUAACCCUGCUGUCUACUGUACCGGUGUAAUCUAAACCUGUAACCCUGCUGUCAACUGUACCGGUGUAAUCAUCUAAACCUGUAACCCUGCUGUCUACUGUGCCGGUGUAAUCUAAACCUGUAACCCUGCUGUCUACUGUACCGGUGUAAUCUAAACCUGUAACCCUGCUGUCAACUGUACCGGUGUAAUCAUCUAAACCUGUAACCCUGCUGUCUACUGUGCCGUGUAAUAUCUAAACCUGUAACCCUGCUGUCUACUGUGCCGGUGUAAUCAUCUAAACCUGUAACCCUGCUGUCUACUGUGCCGGUGUAAUCAUCUAAACCUGUAACCCUGCUGUCUACUGUGCCGGUGUAAUCUAAACCUGUAACCCUGCUGUCAACUGUACCGGUGUAAUCUAAACCUGUAACCCUGCUGUCUACUGUGCCGGUGUAAUCAUCUAAACCUGUAACCCUGCUGUCAACUGUACCGGUGUAAUCAUCUAAACCUGUAACCCUGCUGUCUACUGUGCCGGUGUAAUCUAAACCUGUAACCCUGCUGUCUACUGUGCCGGUGUAAUCUAAACCUGUAACCCUGCUGUCUACUGUACCGGUGUAAUCUAAACCUGUAACCCUGCUGUCUACUGUGCCGGUUAUCUAAACCUGUAACCUGCUGUCAACUGUACCGGUGUAAUCAUCAAACCUGUAACCCUGCUGUCUACUGUGCCGGUGUAAAUCUAAACCUGUAACCCUGCUGUCUACUGUGCCGGUGUAAUCUAAACCUCUCCUUUGCUCUGUGUUGUGUCCAGGCCGUCCCAGAAGGGGACUGGUUCUGCCCUGAGUGCCGUCCCAAACAGCGAGCCAACCGCCUCACCUCCCGCCAACGGUCCUCUGUUGACUCUGAGGAGGAAGUAGAGGAAGAGGAGAACUCGGAGGAAGAAGACUCUGAGGAAGUGGAAUCUGGGGAGGAGACUGAGGAGGAGAAG